AUGGCAGCGCUGGGCGCAGUGCGGCAGUGUGCACUCUGCAGCUGGCCAGCCAUGAUGAGGUCUCUGCUUCUGGCAAUUAUUUUGUAUCAAGAACUUCUGGCAGGCCUCGUCCUAGCUGAUAAAUGGAUCGAGCAGCCAGAGACAGAGGCCACUGAACCUAUUGUCACAUACGUGCCUUGGCUUAAACUCAAGGAGGGUCUGAAUCCACUCUAUAAUUUAAAUAUCCAGUUGCAGGAAGUGGGCCCUCCCUUGCCUGUGCGUAAAUGUCGCCACGACCUCUCCCCCUGUCCCUCAAAGAAAUUCUGGGGUAUGAAAACUGAGGAGGAGGAGGAAAUAAAUAUGUGUGUGUUCAAUGAAGAUGAACCUGGGAAGAAAAAGAGACUUUACUUACGCUUCAUGGAACAUGCCAGCUGUGAGUGUCAACACUGGGCUAAAUAUAUAAAAAAAUUGAAAACUGACAUCUUUAUCCUUCCUAAAUUCCUCAACGCGACACUACUGGGGGACUGUGCCGAGAUGACCAACGAAGCAGUGCUGUAUUCCUCGAUCCUGCCACUGCUUUCCUCAUCACUUUUAGUUUCUAUUCUCAGCUUCUUUUUAUAGGUCAGGUAGAGUCUCAAUACAAUACAGAGACUACUGCACCGACAACAUGCUCCCUUUUUAAAACAACCUUAUGAAUGCUAACUGGGAUCUUGUCUAUGCCUCCGACAACCCUAACGUGAACAGCUGCAACUUCUCUUGCAUCUUCAAUGCUUGCUUUGAUAAAUGCUUCCCACUCAAGACUAAGUCAGUGAAAUCUGUAUCCCCACGCCUGUAAUGGCCCUUGUUUCAUAAACAUAAGAAUUAUAUAAAUGGGUUAAUUACAUUUGAUUUAUAUACUGAGUCAUCCCCUGUGACUUUCCACUGGCUAUGAGGUGACAUGUUCAAUGCACGUGAUAAGGUGUGCCCACGGGAAGCUGCGUCAUACUAUGCUGAGUAAAGGCAUAAAGUAGCCGGCUCCUGGCCACCCAAAGUGGGCAGUCGCUUGAUAUUUGUAAUUCGAAACCCAUUCCCCAAAUAUGUAACUGUAUAUUUUCAGCCUUCUGGCUGCCAAGCUCUUUCAAUAAACCAUUAAUUAUUA
Messenger RNA from Homarus americanus (American lobster), 1117 nucleotides. RefSeq lists its product as uncharacterized. NCBI's taxonomy places the organism in Eukaryota, Metazoa, Arthropoda, Malacostraca, Decapoda, Nephropidae. The transcript has 3 exons. The record is from RefSeq and is a predicted model, not a curated record. Bases 1 to 600 code for a protein of 199 amino acids.